AUGGACGUCGAUGGUGAUGAUAUGAACCCCUCAUCUGCGGCAACGCCCAACCGCCAGCCACAUGUGGCGCCGCCGUUCGACCUCAAUUUGUGGGUCGACAAAAGUAACGAGCUCAUGCUCGUGGUGCAGAUCAUUGGCAACGGGUCCUCCUGUUAUUCUCUAGUCUCUACCAAUCACGACUCGUUCAAAGUAGUAGUAAAAGAUGAUAUGUCCAGCUUGUCGGCUCUACUCAAAUCUCAAAACUGCAAUCCCGAGCUGUAUGCGAAACCCUACGAUUAUCAGGUUAUAACUGCCUGCAACCCAUGGAUAUUGGUGACAUGUGGAGAGAUUGAUGGUACGGGUUUACAGUAUCUGUGGAACCCUUUUACCAUCGAGAUCAAAACUCUUCCACAGCCUCCCCUGCCUUUCCCACUCGACAUAGGCAUCAGUUUUUAA
Molecule: messenger RNA, 435 nt
Organism: Striga asiatica
Lineage: Eukaryota; Viridiplantae; Streptophyta; Magnoliopsida; Lamiales; Orobanchaceae
Source: the annotation of a GenBank genome assembly